Messenger RNA from Mizuhopecten yessoensis (Yesso scallop), 932 nucleotides. RefSeq lists its product as uncharacterized. Lineage: Eukaryota; Metazoa; Mollusca; Bivalvia; Pectinida; Pectinidae. The transcript is spliced from 3 exons. The record is from RefSeq and is a predicted model, not a curated record. The annotation marks the transcript as partial.
GUUACAGUGCUGUUGGAGCUAAACCAGAUUUACUUUGUAGAGAAAUCAAGUUCCCGGAGGUUCUUGAUCCCACCGUGACUGGAGGCCAGGGGGCGUCAAACCAAGACAAGAACGGGGCCACGGGCCAGCAUGUAGAAGAGGCCAGUGCGAGUGCUGCCCCUUUUCAGGCUUUUGAUGUCCAGUUCCCCACUGGAGCAAGUGAUCCCUUGGACAUCAACCUAGAUGAGGUGACAUUGGCCAAUAACAUCCUUGAUGGUCAGUUCCUACCUUCUUUCCCUGUGUCCAGUCCGCAGUCAUCAAACACCGUGCCCAGUAGUCGGUGCAAUCGUCCAUCUUCUGUCGGCCUUCAAAAUUCCGCAGAAAGUCAAAAGAGAUUAGUACGACAUGACUCGGUACCUCUUGAAGGUUCCCGCCAAAACUCUGUUCAAGGCCAAAAUCAAAUUGACUCCUCCAUUGUUCGAAGGCAAGGUGCAAUUCAAAAUGUGUCUCAAACAGAGCUGGCAUCCAUACCUCAGACAAACAUUGAUAGGUCACGAGGAUCAAAUUCUUUCUCUUUCGACCGAAGGUUAUCGUCUGGGACAGAUACCGUUACGGAAGGGAAAGUCUCUGUGUCCAGUGACAAUUCCUUUAAACAAGACGCUUGGGAAUCCGAUGUGUUCAGUUCAAUUCCGACAAGUGUCAGUGUUCCUAAGGCGACAAUUACGAAUGAGACAUCUAGUAGCAGACAGGGGUCCCCACCAUCAAGCAUUCCAUCUAGUGUGGCAGGGCUCACAUCAAAAAGACAGGAGGAAACAUUGUCAAACAGCAAUGUAGGCACCGUACCUAACACGGCUGUGAUGCAGGAGAUGAAACAGAUCCGGUCAGAAAGUCAGGCUGCAGUCAAAACAGUGGUACAAGAAUAUAAGGUAAUUGAUCAAUGGACAGUGUUUCAA